AUGCAACGAGCCAUUGACUCGAAUAAUCUGAAAGAUGCUCUCAAGUAUUCGGCUCAGAUGCUCAGUGAGUUGCGGACUUCGAAGCUUUCACCUCACAAGUACUAUGAUCUCUAUAUGCGAGCUUUUGAUGAGUUGAGGAAACUUGAAAUUUUCUUUAUGGAAGAAACUCGGCGUGGUUGCUCAGUCAUUGAACUCUAUGAGCUUGUUCAGCAUGCUGGUAACAUACUACCUCGUUUAUAUCUCCUAUGUACAGCGGGAUCCGUUUAUAUCAAAACCAAGGAAGCUCCUGCCAAGGAAAUUCUCAAAGAUCUUGUUGAGAUGUGCCGUGGAAUUCAGCAUCCUCUACGUGGUCUCUUCUUGAGAAGUUACCUUGCCCAAAUUAGUCGAGAUAAAUUACCUGACAUUGGUUCUGAGUAUGAAGGUGAUGCUGAUACAGUCUCAGAUGCGGUGGAGUUUGUACUACUGAACUUUACCGAGAUGAAUAAACUCUGGGUCAGAAUGCAACACCAGGGACCUGCUCGAGACAAGGAGAAACGGGAUAAAGAGAGGAGCGAGCUUCGUGACCUUGUUGGAAAGAACCUUCAUGUGCUGAGUCAGUUAGAAGGUGUGGACCUUGAUAUGUACAGAGAUAUAGUUCUUCCUAGAGUCUUAGAGCAGACAGUGAACUGCAGAGAUGAGAUUGCCCAAUAUUACCUAAUGGACUGUAUCAUUCAAGUUUUUCCUGACGAGUACCACUUGCAGACUCUUGAUGUACUUCUUGGGGCUUGUCCAAAACUUCAGCCAUCAGUUGACAUCAUGACAGUGCUUUCACGUUUGAUGGAGAGGCUGUCCAAUUAUGCUGCCUUAAAUGCGGAAGUAUUACCUUAUUUCCUGCAAGUGGAAGCUUUCUCAAAGUUGAAUAAUGCAAUUGGAAAGGUGAUAGAAGCACAAGAAGACAUGCCUAUUCUGAGUGCAGUAACCCUAUAUUCCUCCCUUCUCAAGUUUACUCUUCACGUUCACCCUGAUCGGCUUGAUUAUGCGGACCAAGUGCUGGGAUCAUGUAUUAAGCAACUGUCUGGAAAAGGAAAGAUUGAUGACACCCGUGCAACAAAGGAGAUUGUCUCACUUUUAAGUGCUCCCUUAGAGAAGUAUAACGAUGUUGUCACCGCCCUUAAACUAACAAAUUAUCCGCUUGUAAUGGAGUAUCUUGAUAAUGAGACAAAGAGAGUGAUGGCUACUGUUAUAAUUCGAAGCAUUAUGAAAAAUAAUACUCGUAUUGCUACAGCAGAGAAGGUUGAAGCACUGCUUGAACUGAUUAAAGGACUUAUCAACGAUUCAGAUGAGCCACAAGGCGUUGAGGUUGAUGAAGAUGAUUUUGAGGAGGAGCAGAAUUCUGUUGCCCGUCUCAUUCACAUGUUAUAUAAUGAUGACACGGAAGAGAUGUUUAAGAUAAUCAGUAUCCUGAAGACGCAUUUCCUGACAGGAGGGCCAAAGCGCUUAAAGUUCACCAUUCCUCCCCUUGUUGUUUCUGCUCUAAAGCUAAUCAGGCGAUUGCCAGUGGAAGGAGACAAUCCUUUUGGAAAAGAGGCUUCAGUAUCUGCUACCAAAAUCUUCCAAUUUCUAAACCAAAUUAUAGAAGCAGUACCUAAUGUUCCAUCACCUGACUUGGCAUUCCGCUUGUACUUGCAAUGUGCUGAGGCUGCGAAUAAGUGUGAUGAAGAACCAAUUGCAUACGAAUUUUUCACCCAGGCUUACAUCUUAUACGAAGAAGAAAUUUCGGACUCCAAGGCCCAAGUGACCGCUUUACAUCUUAUAAUCGGAACUCUGCAAAGGAUGCACGUAUUUGGUGUUGAGAAUAGAGAUACUUUAACACACAAGGCUACGGGGUAUUCAGCAAAACUUCUAAAGAAACCUGACCAAUGUCGAGCUGUUUAUGCAUGCUCUCAUCUGUUCUGGCUCGAAGAUCACGAGACUAUACACGAUGGAGAAAGGGUUCUGCUUUGUCUCAAACGAGCGCUUAAAAUUGCAAAUUCGGCUCAACAGAUGGCCAGCACAGCUCGAGGUAGUACGGGAUCUGUAACUCUCUUCAUCGAGAUACUAAACAAGUACCUCUAUUUCUAUGAGAAAGGGAUCCCACAGAUAACAGUUGAAUCAGUCGAGAGCUUGAUACAACUGAUUAAGAAUGAAGAAUCCAUUACGUCUGACCCAUCUGCUGAAUCGUUCUUUGCAAGUACGCUUCGGUUCAUGGAGUUCCAAAAGCAGAAAGGUGGUGCCAUUAGUGACAGAUACGAGGAGAUCAAAGUGUAG
Arabis nemorensis is the source of this 2286-nucleotide messenger RNA. The record is from the annotation of a GenBank genome assembly. Lineage: Eukaryota; Viridiplantae; Streptophyta; Magnoliopsida; Brassicales; Brassicaceae.